Molecule: messenger RNA, 2058 nt
Organism: Brassica napus (rape)
Lineage: Eukaryota; Viridiplantae; Streptophyta; Magnoliopsida; Brassicales; Brassicaceae
Product: protein FAR1-RELATED SEQUENCE 4-like
Exons: 3
Coding region: 1-2058 (685 amino acids)
Molecular function (GO): zinc ion binding
Source: RefSeq, a predicted model, not a curated record
AUGGAUAGUAAUGGGUCUGUGGUGAUACAUUUUGAACAUGGUGAAGAGCAACAUAUUUCUACACUAGUGAUGAAAGGAAGAUAUGAGGAGAUUACUUAUUCUCAGUUGGUUGAUAGAAUAGCCAAGAAAAUGAAGAUCGAUGUAGUUGAGACGAAGCUUCAGUUGAGUUACUUUCCGCUGGAAAUCGUCGCAGAAAAUCAGAGCAACGAGAUGUUUUCUAUGAAUGAGGAAAAUCUGAGUGAUGCCAGAGCUAAUGAUGGCAUGGUUGGAGUUGGAGAGUUGGAAAUUGUUCCUCAUAUUCAGGAGGAUGAGUUUGAGCAUGAGAAAAUCAGUGAAGAGGGUGAUGAAAUGGAUGAUAGGGAGGAGUUGCUGGUUGUUACAGUAGUUGAACCUCCUGUUGUCAAUUCAGAGUGGGAUGAUGGCAUUGAUAUUAGCUUUCAUCAAGAAUUUGCGACUAGAGAAGAAGUGAGGGAUAUAGUGGACAAAAGGUGUGCAUUCCAAUUGUUUUCAGAACGUAUGCAUACGUGCUCUCGUGGAGAUGCAAGUGUCAUGAAGAAGAAGAAAAGAGGCACGCCAAGCUUGGUCGCAUCAGUGGUGCACUCUGAUUAUCCCGGCAAAUACAAGUCUCCGGAUCCAAAGACUCUCAUAGAUUUGGUGCAGAACAGACUGGGUGUUAAGGUUUCAUAUUCUACGGCUUUGAGAGGGAAAAAUAAAGCUUUGAGUGAUUUGUGUGGCAACCCGGAGGAGAGUUUUGCUAGGCUGCCAUCUUACUUGCACAUGUUACAAAGGAUGAAUCCUGAUACCAUUACACGAUUAGAAGUGGAUGAGAAGAACCAGUUUAAGUAUAUGUUCUUUGCGCUCGGAGCUUGCAUCGAAGGGUUCAAGGCGAUGAGGCAAGUGAUAAUAAUGGAUGGAACUCACCUGAAGGGUGUGUACAAAGGAGUGCUUCUCAUUGCCACUGAUCAGGAUCCAGAUCAUCAUCAUUAUCCCCUUGCUUUUGCGGUAGUAGAUGGUGAGAAAAAUGAAAGCUGGGAGUGGUUUUUAACUAUAUUAAAAACUUUGAUACCAGAUGAUCCUCAGCUUGUAUUUUGUACUGAUAGAAACCAAAGCAUCAUCAAGAAAGUACACGAGGUAUACCCAUUGGCGAUCCAUGGAUAUUACAAUUAUCACUUGUCUAAUAAUGUCAGCGGAGCUUGCAGCAAUGUUUACAAGAAAGGGGUUGCCAAAAAAUUUAGAGAUAUUGCUGGUAUUUACAGUGAGGUGGAGUUCAGAAAAUGCUACAACGAUUUCAGGAAAAUGUAUCCUCAAGCGGCCGAGUAUCUAGAUGACAGUGUUCAUGAGACAAAAUGGGCAAGAUGUAAAUUUCCAGGAGAAAGGUACAACAUAGACACAACCAACACUAUUGAAUCUAUCAAUGGUGUUUUGAAGGAACCAAGGAAAUAUGCGUUGUUGCCAAUGCUUGAUGUGAUCGUGGAAAAGAUAACAGAAUGGUUCAACAAAUACCGUCUAUUAUCUCUACGCGUACCAGAGAGGCAGAUAUUAAUCCCACAUGUGCAUGGGAUAUUGCAUCACAUAUAUCCUACGGCUAAAAAGCUGAAGGUGACCGAGCUAAAUACAUUUGAAGGUCACUACAAUGUGCUUGGCGAGGAUGGUCAUGGUUAUUUGGUUGAUUUGAGCAACAGAACAUGCUAUUGUAGGUAUUUUGAUAUUGAUCGGUAUCCUUGUGUGCAUGCACUUGUUGCCAUCAUGGCGCGUGGAGAAAUGGCUGAACAUUAUUAUUCUAGGUAUUACUGGAUGGAGCAGUGGACUUUGGCAUAUUACAGGACAAUAUAUCCAGUGCCUCAUCAUUCAACAUGGGAAAGUUCUGAAAUUCCUGAGGAAAUCCGAUCUCAGGUUGUCUUCCCUCCGUAUGUAGAGAAAAAAAAAAAAGGAAGACUACAAGUUACUAGGUUCCCGUCUGCCGGAGAAUAUCGGAGGAAGAGAAAGAAGAAGUUUCCACCAUUGAUUGGUGAAAACGAAGAAAGUGGCAGUGAUUGCAAAAUACUGAUAAUCUCCUGA